AUGUUCACAGAGAACUCAUCAAAUCUUCACUCGCGCCAGAAACGUAUGAUUGGUCAUGCCUUUCUUGGACACGGAGAAUGGAUGAUCACAGAUGUUAUCCACAUUGUAAAACUUCAACACGCUUACGCAAAAAUUUGCACAGGUGUCAUAGUAUCACCUAAACAUAUCUUAACUGCUAGUACAUGUAAUAUGCAACCAGCACAUUGGUACACAGUUGAAUCUGGUGCACCGCAUAUAAGUGCUAUGAAAACUCACCAAGUAUAUGAUAUACUGCAUAAAAUACAUCUUUCCUUGCUUUUGAUUGAACCACCUAUUAGUGUCACAAGUCCAUCGCUCAGUCGACCAAUAGCACUUGCUAAAGAUCCUCUAUCUGCUGACAUCCAUGCAUCUAUUAUUGCUUGGGGACCCAAUAGCCAAGUACGACCAAUUACAGGAGUGACAAUAUUCAACCUGCUGACAUGUAUUGAUCGAUAUGAACAUCACUUUUCUAUUACACCAUUUAAUAUCUGUACUGCGCAAUUACCUGAAAAUAAUCGAUGUACGAGUGAGGAUGUCGGUUCCGCUUUGGUUGUUGGUGAUACACUCCUGGGUAUUCUCGUUCAGACUGGAAGCGUUUUAAGUGUUGAUCACCCGGAUGUUUUUGUACGCAUAAAUAGUAACGAAUACUAUACUUGGAUCAUGAAAAACAUUCAAGCAGAUUUGCACAAAAAUGCACAAUCGCACAAUCAUGGGCGCUGA
Molecule: messenger RNA, 738 nt
Organism: Belonocnema kinseyi
Lineage: Eukaryota; Metazoa; Arthropoda; Insecta; Hymenoptera; Cynipidae
Product: trypsin eta-like
Exons: 1
Coding region: 1-738 (245 amino acids)
Biological process (GO): proteolysis
Molecular function (GO): serine-type endopeptidase activity
Source: RefSeq, a predicted model, not a curated record